Molecule: messenger RNA, 255 nt
Organism: Colletotrichum spaethianum
Lineage: Eukaryota; Fungi; Ascomycota; Sordariomycetes; Glomerellales; Glomerellaceae
Exons: 1
Coding region: 1-255 (84 amino acids)
Source: RefSeq, a predicted model, not a curated record
AUGAUCUUCCGCCAGAUCACCACCCACCCUGUGAGGCUCUGGCUUCCCGAAGGGGUAUCGCCCGCUAGAGCCUCAAACCGUCGCGGAACAACAUCAGACAUCUUGGCAUCACAAGCAUUACAGAUGUCCAGCAUCACCGCCGAGGACGAGUUCGUCGUAGGUGCUGUUUUGCGUCUCUUUGGCCGUGAACAGGCCCGCUCUCUUCUCCCCCCUGUGUCUGCAGUGUCCGUUAUCAUGAUUACCAAGGCCCCCUAG